GUAGAGAGAGGCAUUGUUAAGUGAAACAUGUGCUCAGCAGUUCAAAGGGAAAACAAAAAUUGAGAGUGGUGACAAUCAGCUUGUAAAACCAAUGAUCCUCAAAGCUUUGUGUAUUUUUCUGUUCCCAAUGUUAAGAUUGAUAUUUCUGGCCAGUUGGUUUAAACGAAGUUUAACUUGCUCUUACAGGCACUGCUAUAUCAUCACACUGUAGUAAAAUGGAAGUGUGGAAAACUGCAAAAUCCUUAUAUAAAAUCGUGUAUCACAGACGAGGGUUUUAUGUAUUUGUAGCACUUAGAGAAUCAGAGUUUCUUUGGACAUCCUGUAUUAUCCCCACAGUUUCAACUGGUGUAAAAAAUGUAGUACUGUAUUCGUAAAGUUUUUUGUUAGAUCUCAAGAGCAAGAUUGUUGUUGUAAAUGACAGUUAUUUCUUUAUGGGCACCAAUUAUUUAAUGGAUGCACUUCCAUGAUUAUUAUUAGCCCUUGGUGAUCGGGUGUUAAGUUUUUAAGUGGUCAAUUUGACCAAGUUUUCUUCACAUGUCUGUAGACACAGUAACAGGCGAAGACAGUUCACAGGGUGACCAUCCAGAUGUUGAACGAAGCGGGAUUGCAGCCCAAACUACUGAGCAAGACGUGAAGGACAUAAAUAGAGAACAGGAGCUGGAUCAAUAUGAAGAUCACGAUACUUGGUUGAAGAUGGUCAAACAGGACUAUCGUUCUUUCCGUCGCCUGCAGAAUGAGGAACAGACAGACCAAAAACGAAAGCGGCUGAAUCUGUUUGUAGCACGGUUCCAGGACCAGUUUCCUGCACGGUAUGCGUGUAAUGGCUGUCGUGUAAAACUGUCAGACAUCCGAUACCGCUGCCUUAACUGCAUUGAUGUUGACUUCUGUUCUGACUGUUACACGAAAAGGGUAAAAGCAGAAGGUCACACAGAAAAUCACGAAGUUAUUGAAAUGAGGUUAGUACUAGAAUAAACAGCUGUUUAGUUGUCUACACACUGGUAAUUUUUAACUUCUUAAAAAAAUGAUAAUAAUUAAUUUGAACAAUUCAUUGUGACAGAAUGUGCAAGGGAAGCCAUAAGUUUUACUUGAACACCUUAAAAUCUUUGUAUGUCACACCAUGUGCCAUAAUCUUUGUGUUCAGUUAUAGUUGCUUUCUAUUUAUGUUGUUUUUACCUAAAAGAAAUCAAACUAAGCUGCUUCAUUCACCUCGUCAACCUUCAGUUAAAAAAGUGCACCGCUUCAAAUAUUUAACCACCACGCGUACAAUAUAGCAGGCUUAAUAGGACACCCAAAUCAUCUUAACAGUAAGCAGACGUAAGUAGCAGACGUAAUUUGUAAAUUAGUGUAUUUGUGGUCAAAUUAUUGUCUUAAACUACACACUACCAGCUGAAGUGGACACCAAAAAUCCAAAAUUUAGACCCCUAAGCGAGAUGAUGAGCAUUCCUGUCUCUUUCAAAAGGCAGUUCCUCUCCACCCCAAGCUCACGGUAAUGUCACGCAAUACGCAGCUAAGAACUCGUAUUUCUGAUGUUUAAAGGAGUUCGGUUACGCGGUGAGACUAUUUAAGGUUAUUUACUUUGUAAUCAUAUCUGUCAAAAUUCAAUUAUUUGUCAAUGCCACCCAAAAAGAAACAUAUCGCACAGUGGGAUAUGAUUUACAACAUAAGGUGACGGACCAUUAUGUUU
Messenger RNA from Orbicella faveolata, 1684 nucleotides. RefSeq lists its product as uncharacterized. Gene Ontology annotation, biological process: nucleoside metabolic process. Gene Ontology annotation, molecular function: catalytic activity; zinc ion binding. The record is from RefSeq and is a predicted model, not a curated record. NCBI's taxonomy places the organism in Eukaryota, Metazoa, Cnidaria, Anthozoa, Scleractinia, Merulinidae.